CCUGCCCUGCCGCUUCCCUGCGCCGUCCGUGUGGUAUUUGCACGGAGCCCCUUUCCUUCGGGUGAGAACUUGACGCCUGUCUUUCCUGCCUAGAGUGCCUUCCUUCAGCCAACGAUGAAAACAUGUUCAGAAAAGGAAAGAAACGACACAGCAGCAGCAGCUCACAAAGCAGUGAGAUCAGUACGAAAAGCAAGGUUUGGAAUGAUCAGUUGCAUAUUCUGGAUUUUCCAAGGUGCCGUUUCACUUCCCUUGCACUGCUAUGUUAUUGCAAGCGUUGGUGACAAGCAUGUAGUUGUCAAUUUCUUCAAGUUAAGAUGCAGUACCAGAAAAGUCUGGACGUAACCUUAAGUCUGUAGAUUCCAGUCUUGGGGGACUUUCCAGGUCCAGUACUGUGGCAAGUCUCGAUACAGACUCCACAAAAAGCUCAGGACAGAGCAAUAGUAAUUCUGACACAUGUGCAGAAUUCAGAGUUAAGUAUGUUGGUGCCAUUGAAAAACUGAAACAUAACGAGAGCAAAAAUCUAGAAGGGCCAUUGGACUUGAUAAAUUACAUAGAUGUUGCCCAGGUGAAGAGGAGUUUAUAAUGGGCGUUUCCAAAUAUGGCAUCAAAGUUUCAACAUCUGACCAGUAUGAUGUGUUACACAGGCAUGCUCUCUAUUUAAUUGUACGGAUGGUCUGCUAUGAUGAUGGUCUGGGAGCAGGAAAGAGCUUACUGGCUUUGAAGACAACAGAUGCAGCCUCUGAAGAAUGCAGCCUCUGGGUAUAUCAGUGCAGUAGUUUGGAACAAGCACAAGCUAUUUGCAAAGUGUUAUCCACGGCCUUUGAUUCUGUUUUGAUGUCGGAGAAGUCCUGAUGUACUGUACGGUCACGUGCUGCUGCAGAACAAGAGGCCUUUGUGCGAGGAGGAAAUGGGGCUCUGUGAUACCCCAGGCUGGCUGCAGCCACACACAAACUCAGCAAAGACUUGCUGUGCAGAGGAGAGCCGUGCAACGGUGUGCGUGGUACUUCAUCACUCCCCAGACGUGACUUGAAGAAACUAUUCCACCACAGCUGUUUCCAGAACAAUGCAGAAUUUUAUAUUUAACAUGGAUUUUUUUUUUCCCUGAAUCGUUUUGUAUAUUGAUGUCAAUACUGUAGAAAUGUAAAAUAAAAGCGACACUUGCUUCUAU
Molecule: messenger RNA, 1168 nt
Organism: Gallus gallus (chicken)
Lineage: Eukaryota; Metazoa; Chordata; Aves; Galliformes; Phasianidae
Gene: ITGB1BP1
Product: integrin subunit beta 1 binding protein 1
Biological process (GO): negative regulation of focal adhesion assembly; negative regulation of substrate adhesion-dependent cell spreading
Cellular component (GO): ruffle; lamellipodium; cytoskeleton
Molecular function (GO): integrin binding
Source: RefSeq, marked validated